This is a messenger RNA of Gossypium arboreum, 1257 nucleotides long. Its product is annotated as probable dolichyl-diphosphooligosaccharide--protein glycosyltransferase subunit 3B. Bases 92 to 1111 code for a protein of 339 amino acids. Lineage: Eukaryota; Viridiplantae; Streptophyta; Magnoliopsida; Malvales; Malvaceae. The transcript has a single exon. The record is from RefSeq and is a predicted model, not a curated record. Gene Ontology annotation, cellular component: oligosaccharyltransferase complex.
UCAAUUCAAAGUCUUCCGGUUCAGUCGAAUGAUAAACUUGACCAAUAUACCAUAAACCAAACAAUUCCAACUGGAAAAAAAGGGAGUAAAAAUGGCGGAUCAUUUCUUCACAUUCUCGAUCAUUACCCUUUCUCUCUUCGUUGUAGCUUCCUCAGGUGGACUGGAAUCAGAGCUGGUAGCCGAUCUCCUAACUCUACAGGCCGAAUCAAAAUCAGGAGUCAUCCACUUAGACGACCGAACCGUAUCCAAAUUCCUAACCUCUCCCCGAACCCCUCGCCCUUACUCUUUUCUCAUUUUCUUCGACGCUGCCAAUUUCCACGACAAACCUGAACUCCGCCUCCGGGAACUCCGCCGGGAAUUCGAAAUCGUCGCCUCGUCUUUCAUUACCAACCACAACAGCUCCAACACCAAGCUCUUCUUCGGUGACAUCGAGUUCCGCGAAUCCCAAUCUUCCUUUCAGCUGUUCGGCGUCAACUCCCUUCCCCACGUUCGCCUCGUCGGCCCCACGGCGAAAUCCUUGAAAGAUGACUCGGAUGUAAUGGACCAGGGCGAUUUCUCCCGUUUGGCAGAGUCAAUGGCCGAGUUCGUCCAGUACAGAACUAAACUCACCGUGGGUCCCAUCCAUCGCCCUCCCGCUCUUUCUAAAAUGCAACUGGGUCUCAUCACUGCCCUUUUGUUACUCUGUUUACCCUUGGUCGCCAAAAGGAUCUUCGCUGGCGAAACCCUCUUACACGAUCCCAAAAUUUGGCUUUCCGGUGCCGUUUUUGUUUAUUUCUUCAGUGUUUCCGGUGCAAUGCAUAAUAUAAUAAGGAAAAUGCCCAUGUUUUUGGUGGAUAGGAACGAUCCAAACAAAUUGGUUUUCUUUUACCAAGGGUCAGGAAUGCAGCUUGGAGCGGAAGGGUUCGCGGUUGGUUUUCUGUAUACUGUUGUGGGGUUAUUGCUAGCAUUCGUGACCCAUGUCCUUGUCUAUGUUAAGGAUGCAACAGCCAAACGCUUGGCGAUGCUUUUUACGCUUUUAGUUUCCUUCUGGGCAGUGAAGAAAGUGAUUUUGUUGGACAAUUGGAAGACCGGGUAUGGGAUUCAUGGGUUCUGGCCUUCCAGUUGGAAUUAAAGGGAUUAUCAUUUUUUGUUUUCCCGGUUACUAUAAUUAUGGUUUUAACAUGGAGGUUUUAGUUGGCAAAUCGAUACAAAUUUAGAUACUUAAAUUGUAUAACUUUGCUUGGAAUUUUUGGCUUAUAGAACAUUAUUUUGUUAGAA